AUGGAAAGCGUCCUCGAAUAUCGCGAGGAACCGUGCGGACUGGAGCCCAUUGCGAUAGUGAUCAAUCUGGCUUGCGACCCGACGGCUGCUGAACUUGUCGGAGAAGCUCGCGGAAUUCGGAUGCUGAUGAAAAAGGCCUUCACGUUUCACGACCCCCUGAUUUUGAAGAUCUUAAGGAAUCUGUCUGAUCAUGAUAACUUAAAGCCUUUAUUUCUCGAUUACUUGCCAGAUUUAGUUCAGGCGGUUACCUCCCUCGAAGAAUCUUCUGCUGCCCAAAAAAUUAACGCCGAACUCCUUGCAGAGCGCCGUAACCGUAAAGAACGCAUGAAGCCCAAUCCACUGGACGACUUUGAACAUGAAAGCUUCCUGGAUGAGGACUUCGGAGACGAGACCGAUGAAAGGACUGGAGGCGGCAAGAAAGAGGACUUCGCCCUUGAAUGCCUGGGUCUUUUAGCCAAUCUCACUCUAGAGGAUCUGGACUUUGCCCGUGUGCUAAGCGACCUCAACCUACUAAACUGGUUGCAGUCAAAGCUGAGUCUAGGCUUGAAGCACUUUGAAGACGACUUGUUGUUGGAAAUAAUACGACUUAUUGGAACUACCUGUCUGGAUGAGAAAGCUGCUCUCAUGAUUGCAAACUGUGGGAUAGUUACCGAUCUAAUCAGCCUUUUAAACUCUCACCAGGAAGAUGAUGAGAUCGUCUGUCAAAUACUCGGUGUCUUCCAUCGGCUUUCAUGCCACGAGUCAACUAUCAAAAUCCUAAUAGAAGACACUCAGACGCCGGCCUACCUGGUGGACCUUAUGCACGAUAAGAACAAGGAAAUCCGUCGUAUCUGUGACGCUACUCUGAGUCUGAUUUCUAAUGGCGGUUUCACUGCAAAGCUUUCUUUCGCUUCUUAA
Messenger RNA from Dibothriocephalus latus, 897 nucleotides. The record is from the annotation of a GenBank genome assembly. NCBI's taxonomy places the organism in Eukaryota, Metazoa, Platyhelminthes, Cestoda, Diphyllobothriidea, Diphyllobothriidae.